Hyla sarda is the source of this 2745-nucleotide messenger RNA. It is a transcript of the gene IGF2, whose product is annotated as insulin like growth factor 2. The record is from RefSeq and is a predicted model, not a curated record. The transcript is spliced from 4 exons. Gene Ontology annotation, cellular component: extracellular region. The coding region runs from base 270 to 890 and encodes 206 amino acids. Lineage: Eukaryota; Metazoa; Chordata; Amphibia; Anura; Hylidae. Gene Ontology annotation, molecular function: growth factor activity; hormone activity.
UAAAAGAAAGGGCAGGCUGCCUCCUCAGUCUGUCUCCCUAGGACUGGAGCAGCUAACAAGAAUAUUACCAUAGCCUACAGAGUGAGAAGACUUCUCAAUGCAUUUCACCAUCCCAGUCUCCUCUCUCCAUCUCAUCCUGUAACUUCCACCAGCAGCCUGGAGACACUACCUACAGCAUCUUAUACGAUUCUAUACAAAGGGGGAAAAAGUUAUUAUUGUACCCUCCAAAUUCUACAGGAGCUGCUUAGUCCAUUACAAUAAGUAACGACAUGGAGCAUCUAAGGUGCAAGAACAGAAGCUGCACAGCCCAGUCCUGGAGGGGUCUACAGCUGCCAGGGCUACCAGUCAACAGACACGCCCUGUUCAUCCUCUACACCUUCAUAGCAUACACAGCAGAAUCAUCCGGAGUACACUGCGUGCCCGAGACCCUCUGCGGUGGACAGUUGGUGGAUACGCUGCAGUUUGUUUGUGGAGAUCGGGGGUUCUACUUUGAAAAGAAAACUGUACGCACCAGUCGCAGGCCUAACAGAGGAAUCGUUGAGGAAUGCUGCUUUCGAAGUUGUGACCUAGAUUUAUUGGAGACAUACUGUGCGAAGCCUGUAAAAAAUGAGAGAGAUCUAUCUACUGCACCCACCACAGCCAUGCCAUCCCUGAACAAGGACAUCUAUCAUAAGCAUUCUCACAAGUACUCCAAAUAUGACAUUUGGCAAAGAAAAUCCACACAGCGUCUACGGAGAGGAGUUCCUGCCAUUGUUCGUGCUCGCCAGUAUCGAUGGCGGGUGCAGCAGAUCGAAGAAUCACAGCAGGUUAUAUUACAUCGGCCUUUAGCUACACCACCUGCGAAGCAGCAUCACCUCAUUCAUCAAGGCUCAGAUCCAUCCCACAAUUGAGCCAGAAAAUCACUAUUAAAGAACAUUCUGCUGCCAUCAUCUUCUGUUUUUAGCGUUCGAUUGUUUUUUUCUGAAUGACAGGGAGAGCAAGCUAAACAACAGAAAUGAAGCCUAAAAAACUCCAUGUGACACCUCACAGAAGAGACAAAACUUAGCAAAACGAGAGACGCCAAAGCAGGAACAACAUUGUUUUUGGUGGGAAAUAUUUCUGUGGAUUUUUGUGUCCAUUUUUUCUAUGUUUAUUUUUGUUUUACUGCAUUUCAUACUAGAACCUUAUGUGUGUGUAUGUGAAGAUGUAUGCCAAGACGCAAAAGCAGUUGUCUAUACACGCACACGAAUAUGCAAAAAAUAAAUAAAUAUAUGGUUAGUUGUGGCACAUCAAGGCCUAAGAAUGCCACUAAGGAAAGAAAAUGUUCUACCAAUGGAAGUAUUGUACAAAUUCCAUCCUGAUGCUAACCUUAGCGUUGGAAAGAACAAAAUCAGUGCGGAAAGGGAACUUUUUCUUCCGUUUCUUAUGCCUGGUUUCUACACUACUUAAUGUCUUCUUUAUUUUCCUGUAGCAUUUAUUGUCAGUGUCCAAAUUAUUUGCACCUUUUUUAAUGCCUGAAAUUCCAAGGGCAUGUAAGGUUUUUGGGGUUUCUCUUUCACUUGACUCCUCUGCAUCACCAAGUUUUGCAGCAUCAUACAUAGUGGUAUGUUGCAGUCUUUGGUAUCUAAGGGGCUGAGCGCAAGAUUCCAAACGUAUUUGCACCUUUUUCUUAAUCAUUGAGAACUAAUAAAAAUGAAGGGGAAGUAGGCAGAGUGUUUUUAUAGUUUGAAUUUGAGCGCUGUCUGCUUUGCACAUAUGCCACAGAUUACAAUGAUUUUAUAUAUGUAUAAUAUAUCUAUAUAUUCUAUUACUUUUUUUUUUGCAAAAAAAAAAAAAAAAGGUAAAAAAAAGUCAAGCACUAUUUUUAUGGGAUUUUUUUGUAAAGCAAUGAAAGAAGGGGACAUUAUAUUUUAAAUAUGGUGUCCUUUUGGUGCUAAAGUUAUUAAGAGGGGAAGAGCUGGACUGAAAUGUCAGAUUUAGGGUUCAUAGAAUACGGAAAUCAUUCAGUGUCGGCUUCCAUAGAUUAUUGAAUCCUUGCCAUAGAAUAAAUUUAAUAGAUUAUCUAUUGAACUUGAAAAAAAAAUAAUGCUUUUCGUUUUAAGAAAAGUAUCUUUUUCCUUCCUCAGAAUUGUGUAGAGGAGCGUUACUUAAGAUAAAGCCAUUUACCUACAUUCAUGAUGAGAAUACAGAAUGCAGUUGCGUGGUCACUCACUGACCUACGGUAAAGGGAAUUACAAUAUAUAAUUGUAUUUGCGGUUAGUCUCAUCCAUACAUAAGUGAUUUCUAUAGUACAUACUACAGACUGUUGAUUCUACAUAGUUAACCACCUCACUUGUUUAAAUAGCCAUAUGGACUUACAAUCUAGGUUAUAUAUUACAUGCAGCACUGAAUAUUUUUUUUUAUAUUUUUUUUUGUAGAACAAUAAAGAUCAUUUUCCUUCCAUAAGUUAUUGUUAAAUGAAACCAACCAAAUUCCCAUUUAGUCAGGAAAGAAUGUGACGUAUAGAUAAUGCAGAUUGAAUCAAAAUCUGAGCAGAUUAACCUUGUGGUCACAUUGCUGUAAUUUUAGUAAAUGUCAAAAAGUAAAGUGGUUUCCAAAAUUAGAAAAAAGUCUCCCUUUUUUUAUUUUUUUAUUAAAUCAACAACAGUGCCCCUCUUGUCCAUGGGUUAUUUCUAGUAUUGCGGCUUAGAUCCAUUCAAGUAGUUAGGAUUGAGCUCCAAUUAUUUCUAAAAGCCUAUAAAAAAAAAAAAUCAUUGUUCUGGGAUU